AUGAAAUAAUCAAAAGCAGCAUUGGAAAUAGGUGGAACAUUCAUAUAAGUUGGAAUAGGUGAAAAAGUAGAGAAUAAAUGGAUGAUAACAAAUAAAAAAACAUUUGACACUAGAGAUCCUUAAGAGACUGUGAUAGAUUUGGUUUAAUAUUUAGAGCAAUUUGAGUUUGAUUCAAUUUAAAUAGCCUCUUUUGGUCCAUUAUGUUUAAAUAAGGAUGAUCCGUAAUAUGGAUCAAUAACUUCUACUCCAAAACUUAAAUGGUAGAAUUUCCCUAUUGCUGCUUGUUUAUCAUAAAAAUUAAACAAACCAUUUGCAAUAGACACUGAUGUGAAUGCUUGUGCAAUGGCAGAAUUUAUGUUAGGCAAUCAAAAUUCAUAUUUAUAAUAGGCAAUCAUAAUGUAAGAUAAUCAUUAGCUUAUAUAACAAUUGGAACAGGUGUUGGCGUCGGUUUAAUUGUAAAUGGAUAAUGUGUUCAUGGAAUGUUACAUCCAGAAGGAGGUCAUAUUUUACUUUCUAAAUAAAAGGAAGAUAAAGAUUUCUAAGGAGUUUGUGCUUUUCAUGGAGAUUGUUUAGAAGUAUUCAAUUAUAUUAUAUAAUUAGGGAUUAUGCACAAAUGUUGCUAUUGCUAAAAGAUUGAAUUGUCCUAUUACUGAAUUGCCUAAUGUGAGUGAUGAUCAUCCAAUUUGGCAAUUAAUUGGUUUCUAUUUAGCUGAAGCAUGUUAAAAUUUAUUAUAUCUUUUGUCUAUUGAAAAAAUAGUUUUAGGAGGAGGUGUAAUGAAUAGAAAGAUCUUAUAUUCUAUCAUUGAUUAACGUUUAAGAACUUUAGUCAACAAUUAUGUUCAAAUUCCACAAAAUUAUGUUGUUGAACCUUAAGUAUAAGAUGUAGGAUUAAUUGGUGCAUUAUUAUUAUAAUGAUAUUU
This is a messenger RNA of Paramecium sonneborni, 920 nucleotides long. NCBI's taxonomy places the organism in Eukaryota, Ciliophora, Oligohymenophorea, Peniculida, Parameciidae. The record is from the annotation of a GenBank genome assembly.